Molecule: messenger RNA, 2252 nt
Organism: Tachysurus vachellii
Lineage: Eukaryota; Metazoa; Chordata; Actinopteri; Siluriformes; Bagridae
Gene: lrrc31
Product: leucine rich repeat containing 31
Exons: 10
Coding region: 145-1875 (576 amino acids)
Molecular function (GO): protein binding
Source: RefSeq, a predicted model, not a curated record
UAUUAAGGUGUUUAUGUUCCACUCGGUUUGGGAUAAAGGGCGAAUUUUAUUUGGCGCAAAAUCUUCAUUUAGUAUAAAAUUGUUCUAAUUGAUGUGUUUUUGUUUGUAACCGAGUGAUUAUUAACACGGAGGUGUUUUACAGACAUGGAAGCAGAGCAACAGAAAGGGCGCGAGGCGUCUCAGAGAAGAUCUCCACUGGAUCUCAUCAUGAACCAGUUCCGGAGGAAAUCAUCGUUCACAGAGAAGAAGGCGGCGUCUGUGGGUCGUCCGUUUCGUUCGUCUGAGAGCAGUGACAGGAAGAGUGAAGGGAUUCCAGAGGCCAAAGAGAUGGAGAACAGAGAGAAGGACAGCGUGAAACCCAGGAGCGAGAUCAGCGAUAACACUGAGAUCUGCUCUGUGGUGGGAUGGGGUCGCGUCACGCAGUUUGUCCAGAAGCUCGGCAAAACUCCAGACAGCCAGAGUCUGAGUCUGAGCCACUGUGAUCUCACUGCCACAGACGUGCUGGAGCUCGGAACCUUGCUGCUGUUCCUCACCCAGCUGGAGGUGCUGGAUCUUUCCUGGAACGAUCUUCUCGGUUCUUCACUGAAAGCUUUGACUGUCCACAUGCAGCACGUCGGCAAGCUGAAGGUUCUGAAACUGAGCGGCUGCAGACUCACGGCCGAAGAUCUCCGAACUCUGGGAGAGACUCUGGAUCAUGUUCCCUUGUUGGAAACGUUGGAUUUGUCCUGGAACGCUGGGAUCGGUGGAGGAAAUCUUCAUCUACUAACUGAACACCUUCAUGCCACCAGCUCUCUGAGGGAGCUUCAUCUGCUGGACUGCCAGCUCUCAGAGACGGACAGCCUGGCACUGGCCGAGGCGCUUUUACUUCUGCCGUGUCUGGAGGUUUUGGAUUUGUCCAAUAACAAGCUGCUGGUGAGAGCGUUGGAGAGCAUCGGCUCGUCUCUGAGCUCCACUCCACAGCUGAAGACUCUGAAGAUGAGCAGGUGUGGACUGAAUCAGGAAAGUCUCGCUAUCCUCGGAGAGAGGAUGAAGUUCCUCGUGGGUUUGGAGCAUCUGGACGUGUCGUGUAAUAAAGAGUGUGGAGGAGGAUUCAGCACGCUGAAGGCCAGUUUGUCUUUCCUCACACACCUGAGAUGUUUGGACCUGCACAUGUGCUGUCUGACGGAACAGGACACGCAGACGCUGGUCCAGGUUUUUCCUGCUCUGGGUGAACUCUCUGAACUCAAUCUGUCUUGUAACAAAAGUAUUGGCACCGUGCUCCGCUAUCUGUUCCCUGUCCUUCCCUUGUCCAAGCUGAAGACACUUCACCUGAGCAGCUGCAGUCUGAGUCCUGAGGCUUGUCACGCUUUAGCUGCCGUCAUGCCGUCACUCUCACAGCUGCGGAGUCUCGAUGUGUCGUGGAACAAAAGUGUUGGUGGGAAUCUGCAGCAGUUUGUGGAGCAUCUGCAGGUGGACUGUAAACUGGAGGAACUGAAGCUGAGCAGCUGUGAGCUGAACGCUGACGACCUGCUGCACUUACAAUCAGCAUGUAAACGUGGCACGUUGUCGAAUCUAAAGCUCUUAGAUGUGUCAUAUAACGGACACGUGGGAGACGCCGGCUGGGUCUCGCUCUUCAGAGAAGCAGGAGGGCUGAAGCAGCUGCAGGAGUUGGACAUCAGCCUGCGUCCUGACGCUCGUGCGUCUGCGUUUGUGUGGCUUUCGGCCAUGAUGGACGCUCUUCCUCAGAUGUCAUCACUCCGACGUGUGUCUGUACAGCGCUGGGCUCUCAGCUCUGAGGAGAGACAGAAACUGGAGAAAACCCUGAAGAAGAGGAACAUUGUGCUGGAGAGUGAUGAUGUGAACGUACAGAACGUUGCAGGGAUAAGUUUACUCUGAUGUCCUCAUAAUGUAACGUGGACUGAUUUACUCUCGGAUUAUUAUUGGCUUCGUCACUGAAGUGAAACCUACAGAGUUUUUCUAAAACAUGAUUGUUUUUUAUAAUAAUUUGUUCACAGUGACUUGUAUAGUUGAAGCACUACAUCAUUUCUGUCUAAUAAUUAACACGUUUAAAAGUACGGCACGGUGAUUCUUCUGAACACUGAUGUAUGGAAGGAGUCUCCAGUGUCAGCGCUUGGAAAGACGAGAAGUAAAGCCGAGCUUUAAGAUUUACGACCUCUCUGUUUAUAGCUGCUAUCAGUGACUACGCUAUCGUUUCACUAAAUAGAUAAAAAGCUUGUGUUCUAUAAUAAAUAAUAAUUUGACUCAUUUGUAAA